AUGCCUCACAUCCUGCUGUUUUUCUAUCUUUCUCUUCCUGGGCUAUGGGCCUGGGACUCCUUUAGGUGUUACCGAGGGGGUCACUCGUGCCUGGCUUUCAUCACUCCCAACCCUACCACUCUGUCUUGCCCAGCCAAAGAAUCCACCUGGUUCUUCCAGCCCCUAUCCCAUUCCUUUCCCAGGAAGAGUCAGGUGAUCCCAGAAGUCAGCGGGGACCUCCACCUCCAACACACCUCCACAGACCAGUCAGGGACCUAUCACUGUCAGGAUGAAGCAGGCAACACCCGGGUAGUGUACAAUGUGGACUUCCAAGAUGGAACCAAGCUCUAUGUCAGCCACAGUGAGCUGAACCAGCAUCCCCUGAAGAACCAAACUGUGGGAAACAACAACCAAUGGAUGCUCUUUACCCAGUGGGGGCCCUGGCAAGCCUGCAACCGCUGUGGCAUUCAAGGGGAACGAAAGCGUGUAGGCUUGUGCUAUGCCAAGAGAUCAGGCCAGACAGAGCUGCCCUGUGGGCUGGCCAACCUUAGCCCACAAGGGCACCAACGGGGGCCUGAGCUGCAAAUCGAAAGCUGCUUCAUACACUGUGGGCACAGUACCCCUGACUCCACCAUGGUGCUUUAUGGGACUUACCAACUGGAGGAGGAGGACAAUAGCACAGUGUGGCUCAGUUGUCCCUUUGCCACCAUCUACAGGCCAGUGAGCUGGGAGUCCGACAGCACCUCCCCAACGUGGCGGCAGCAGCUGUCUCUCAACAAGACGGGGCUAAUCCUAGACCUCCCCUCUGGAGGCAGCCGCCUGCAGGUGUCCGUUUCUGCCACGUACCGGUGUUACGUGGCCCGCAAGUUGGUGGGGCGCUUCGAUCCUGCCUGGACUCACGACACACCGAGGACCCACACCCGGUCUGAAAUCGUCCGAAUCUACUCCGUGAUCGAGGCUGUCAUGGUUAUGGCCGUGCUACUGCUGAUCCUGCUCAGCUUUAUCCAGAUGUGUAGGACUAAGCUGAACACCAACAUCUAGAGAAGAAAU
This is a messenger RNA of Gracilinanus agilis (Agile Gracile Mouse Opossum), 1029 nucleotides long. RefSeq names its product family with sequence similarity 187 member B (gene FAM187B). NCBI's taxonomy places the organism in Eukaryota, Metazoa, Chordata, Mammalia, Didelphimorphia, Didelphidae. The record is from RefSeq and is a predicted model, not a curated record. Bases 1 to 1020 code for a protein of 339 amino acids. The transcript is spliced from 2 exons.